Messenger RNA from Clunio marinus, 219 nucleotides. The record is from the annotation of a GenBank genome assembly. NCBI's taxonomy places the organism in Eukaryota, Metazoa, Arthropoda, Insecta, Diptera, Chironomidae.
AUGAAACUCGUAAGAAUUGCAAACUGGGACAAUUAUGUAGCAGAAAGAAAGAAGACAUUAACAGUUAGGUUCAUCUACGAGUUGAACCAUUCUAGUCAUUCACCACAUCAUAAUUUUAUAUUUUUGCGCUAUUCUUUCCGCUUCUUUCUUCUCCUAAUGCCAAAUAAAGAGAAAUUCGAUAACAGUCACAUAACAUUAAUGUCGUUUUCUAAUCUUUAA